GGAAAAAAAAAUACACCCCUUAACGAAACGGGAAACCGAGGAACAAGGGGUGGGGUGGGGGGAGGGAAAGUGAGGAACGAAGGGGGAACAUUCAUGGAGGACGCGACGAAAGUUCGCCUGAAAGUUCCUCAUCAUGAUGUUUCCGACGACGGCACGUGGGUCCUGGAUUUCCGUACGGCCUUCCAAGGAAGUGUGUUUGAGGAGUUCCACGUGUCACCCGUCCAGCUGGCUGUUCUUGACACGUCAGCGCUUAUUGAUGACGUGGCACUGUUUUACAAAUUCGUCUCGAAGCCCGGUAGAGUCCGUCUUUUGUCCGAUAGCGUCGAUGCGUUUGCUGAGACGUUCGCUGCGUAUUGCGAAAGGAAGGGGCGGGCAGACCACAUUGUGCUCGGCACUAACGUUAGGAAAUUCGCCGUCGACUUCUUGCAGAAAGCCAGCAGCUCCAGCUGCAGCAGAAGCAGAAGCAGCAGCAAUGAAGUCGGCUGCAAUCGAUUUUGCAAUCCAGUUUGCUGCUAUGAUUCCUGUAGAAGAUGUAGGGAUGCUGAUGCUGCUGCUGCUGCUGCUGAUGAUGAUGAUGAUGAUGAGGAGGAGGAGGAGGAAGAGGGUACGAGCAGUCGUUGUCCUGUUGAUGUGUGGGGAGGAGGUAGUUGGGAUAAUGACGAUGAUAGGAGUGGUUGUCGUGGUAGGCACUACGGGAAAGGAGGAGGUAGGGAUGGUGAUUAUGAUAGCAGUGGUUGUCGUUAUAGGAGUUGUGAUGAUGGAAGUGAGGGUGGUUGUAGAGAUGAUGACGUUAAGAGCAGUCGUUGUUCUGUUGAUCUGUGCGGAGGAGUUGGUAUGGAUAACGACGAUGAUAGGAUUGGUUGUCGUGAUUGUCGUUACGGGAAAGGAGCUGAUAGGGGGGGCGAUGAUGCAAGGAGUGGGUGUUGUGAUAGCCGGGACUACUGCAAAGGAGGUAGGGGUGGUGAUGAUGGAAGGAGUGAUCGUGGUGGGUGUAGAGGAGACUCUGAGGCCUGUCUUCGUGAGACUCUGCUUGAUGAUUUGAUUAGAGUGGAUCAUCUCCCGGCGGUUUAUGCUGACGUGGCUUAUGCGCCGGCGAAGAUGGCCUUUGCGACGUCAUUCCUUCGCUUCGGCAUUGCGCACUGCUCUGCCGCUGAGCUGGCGCGGUGCUUUACCCGAUUAGGAAAGGACGCAGCGCGGGAGAGCGACGCGGCUAUCGCGACGCAGCUGUUCGAUUACUGUGAGAUGGAGUGCAAGGCGAGCAUCGAUCAUGAGACCUUUCACGAGAUCAUCGUCGAAGAGGGAUUGUUCGCUUCGCUAGUGGAUUUCGACCUCGUGGGGGCUGAUGGGAAGAAGUAUCCUCUCCGACUCUUCGUCUUCGAUGGGCAUUGGACGGAUGAUCUGCUCUGUAUGGGCUGGUUUGCACAGAUUCGAGAGCGGGAUACCGGCGUGCUCAUUGCCAAAGCCGGGGAGCCUGACGAAACCUGCGCCGCCGAGGCGACGAAAAUCCAAGUGCUUGCAGAGGAGAUCGUUAAGAGGAGGUACAAGCCGCACGUCGGGAUUCCGACUGCCGUUCGCAGAAUCUGGGCGGGCUGUUCUGAUCUGUCGGAUCGGUGUCGGGAUCAUGGAGAUCUGCUCCUCCACCCCGACCGCUGCGGCGGCGACGUGGAGGAGGAGGAGGAGGAGGAGGAGGAGGAAGAGGAAGAGGAAGAGGAAGAUGAUGGUGGAAUUGAUGAGGUUCUCGAAAAGAACUCUCGUGGAAAGUUCCACGAAGUCUCAGCUGAGGACGUCGAGUCUCUUCGAAGCGUCAAACCCCUUGGCCGAUCUCUUGGUUAUCCGGACAAUGCUGAUCGCUAUCGGGAUCGGGACACUGGUGAUCUCCUUCUCCUCAGCGGUCGCGAUGGCGAGGAGGAGGAGGAGGAGGAGGAGGAAAAUCGUGAUGGAAUGGAUGAAGGUUUUGACGGGAACUCUCUUGGAAACUCCCUAUCAGUCUUCGCUGAAGCUGACCUUGAGUCUCUUCGCAGUUUGGACCGAUCUUCCCUCCACCCGUCGCAUCUUGGCUGUCCCGACCCCCAUCAGAUCGUCGGCCUGCACAGCCCGCCGAGGUUCUUCAACCCUGGACAACUCGUCUAUGCCAGUUCGUCUGAGCUGGAGCGGCUAAUUCCCGUAGCGGCCUCGUUGACGUCACUCUAUUUUGCGAGAGAUCAUCGACUCUCCUUCGAUCUUCAGGUGAUCAGGUACAGGCUUCGGCUGUCGAGACUUGCCGAUGUCAAGCUGUACCGAUCCCGACACUUUGCGCGAUUGUUUAAGGGGUCCCGAUGGGAGCAAUUGCCAGAAGAAUUGAUCUGGCACAUCGUUGGCUUUCUGCCCCCACGCCAUAUAUGCCAGCCGCUACCUGCGUCGAAUUCGCUCAAGUUCUGAGAACUGGCUGGGGGAGUUCUCUCCCUGAGAGGGUAACGGCCUCGCUCCACGACUCACCGAAAUGUGCGAAAUGCGAAUGAAUCUUCUGCCAGAAA
This is a messenger RNA of Chara braunii, 2513 nucleotides long. Lineage: Eukaryota; Viridiplantae; Streptophyta; Charophyceae; Charales; Characeae. The record is from the annotation of a GenBank genome assembly.